Messenger RNA from Bicyclus anynana (squinting bush brown), 1909 nucleotides. RefSeq lists its product as uncharacterized. The transcript is spliced from 4 exons. The record is from RefSeq and is a predicted model, not a curated record. Lineage: Eukaryota; Metazoa; Arthropoda; Insecta; Lepidoptera; Nymphalidae. The coding region runs from base 509 to 1402 and encodes 297 amino acids.
UAUGGUCAUCGUGGUGGACUAACCCUUAUUCUGAGACCGAAUAUGGGUUUAUAAUGAUGAUGAUGAAGCAUAAAUUCAUGCUUUCUUUUGAAAAAAAUAAGGCGACUAAAUUACUGACGUAUAAAUUAUUGAUAUAUAUAAAUAACAUUACUUAAGGCAACGAAGGCAACCUAUGUGCAAUGUGUUAAUGUUAAUGUUGUUUGAAUAAUAGAUGAGGGCAUGAUGAGGGUAGGUAUAUAUUUCUUAUGCCGGAUUUCAUAAUAAAGGGCUGAGCUUUGACACCUAUCUAUGUAUAUAUGGGGCUGAGAUCAAUAAUAUUGGUUCUUGUACUCACAGCUUGUAUAAAAGAGGAUAUAUGCUGCUGUGUCAAAAGCAAUAGAUUAAAAAUGACUAUGGUUAACAUUAUUUUUAUAUAAUACGUCAAAGAAAAAACAUUGAUAUGAAGAGAAAAUUUCAUCAAAAAUUUUGAAUUCAAUUUGGUAUUAAAAUAUUCCUGACAUUCUUUUGAAUGGCUUUUCUGGACUCUCUCGAUUUGGAUACCACACGCAAAAAAUGUCACCGCGUCCGAUCUUGGUAUUUGUACGAACAAUAUAAAUCAUUAGAAAAAAAUCAACUAGACGCUGCUCAGAUGUUAAAGAAUAAAUCGUAUCAAGACAAGUUUUUGAAGCAGGAAAUAAAAGAGAGACGUGCGCGCCGCAAUCUUUGCGGUAAAUUCGGUUCAUGCAGCAGCGAAUCGAAAAUAAACAGAACCGUUAAAACUGCUCCGAGGACAUCCCCGAGCGUGGACAACGACGACCUCUGUGAAAGCUUCUGCGGACUUUACGACGAAUUGUACGAUUUUGGUAAUAUCAGCCGCACUAACUCAUUGACCAGCAGAAACUGUGAAGAUUUUAAAAGCACGGAUGAUAAAUGGCAAUAUGACGACGAAAGCGUUAUUAAAAAUAUUUGUCCCGACAUCAAUUUAGCCGACGAUGUCAAGGGCGAACUAGACGUCGUUAAGAAAAAUAUUGCCGACAAUAUAGACUUACAACUCGAAACUGUUAAAGAAAACAUCGAAUAUUUGGAGGAGUUGACUAAACUUAGCGAUGAUUUGCCUAUUAACGACAGUUUAGACAUAUUUGAACAGUGCGAAUCCUCUGACACGUUUAGUACUGUUAAGGAAGAUAAGAAACUAAGUCCAAAAUACGAUAAAGAACUGUUUCCGACCUGGGCUAAGCUGGUUGCUUUUGCUUACAAAACAGUUCAAUUUAAUCACGGUAAUUUUUACAACGAAUAUAGCUCCCAGAUCAUGAUAGCUGUUCUGUUAUGCGAUGUACUACGACGUGGGAUCAAUAAAAUGUCAUCGCAAAAGGAAACAUCCUCGAAAAUUGCGUUGGCUACCCAACAGAGAGUACCAGUCUGAGAAUAAAUUGCAACAACAUUAUGACUAUUCUUUAGAAAACCGUUUAAAUGAUAUUAAAUACAGCAGAAAGAGUGAACCGUGGAAUAACGUCACAAAACCGUUACGAGGACAGACAUCAAGCGGAAAAUCCAACAGUAGUAUAUGGCCCGUGGAAUUUUCGAGAACUAAAGUUUCAGACAGACGUGUCUGUACGUGUCGAUGUCUACGAGAUGUCGCAGAGCCGCUGUUACAGCUUGCACGAUAUAUGGAAAGUAUUCUGCAAGAUAUCCAAGAUUAAAUUACUGUGCAAUAUAUUCAGUCUAAAAUUUGUCCAUCUUUCCUUUCAUCCGGUUUUUGUUCCCGUAGGAAUACGGGGAUAUAAUAUAGCCUAUAGCACUCGGGGAUAGUAUUGCUUCCCAACAGUGAGAGAAUUUUUUAAAUCGGUUUAGUAGUUUAUGAGCCUUAUUUAAUGCAAACAAACAAUCAAAUCUUUCCUCUAUUAUAUUAUUUACAUUAACAUAUGAAUGA